GCGGUCGCGCCUGCGCAGUGCGUCCGAGCCGAGGGGGCCGGGGUCACCCUGAGCUAAGACUGCGCCGCAAUGCUGAGCAGGUUCCUGGGUCCGCGCUACCGCGAGCUGGCCAGAAACUGGAUUCCCACGGCCAGCAUGUGGGGUGCUGUGGGUGCCGUGGGGCUGGUAUGGGCCACUGACUGGCGGCUGAUUCUGGAUUGGGUGCCCUACAUCAAUGGCAAGUUUAAGAAGGAAGAUUAAACUGAGCCCCCUCAGACCCCUCUGGCAUCUGGUGGUGCUGCCUCCUUCAUCUGCAUCUGGAAUAGCCCAGGCUCUCAGGAUGGACUUCGGGGAAGUACACAACAAAUAGACUUUCUAUGUUGUGGAAAUCGCUUUGGUGUGUGAAUGCACAGCAUUAAACUUGUUCUGAAACCUG
This is a messenger RNA of Phacochoerus africanus (Common warthog), 415 nucleotides long. RefSeq names its product cytochrome b-c1 complex subunit 10. Gene Ontology annotation, cellular component: mitochondrial inner membrane. The record is from RefSeq and is a predicted model, not a curated record. Gene Ontology annotation, biological process: mitochondrial electron transport, ubiquinol to cytochrome c. The coding region runs from base 70 to 240 and encodes 56 amino acids. The transcript is spliced from 3 exons. NCBI's taxonomy places the organism in Eukaryota, Metazoa, Chordata, Mammalia, Artiodactyla, Suidae.